Torulaspora delbrueckii is the source of this 579-nucleotide messenger RNA. RefSeq lists its product as uncharacterized. Gene Ontology annotation, biological process: cellular response to oxidative stress. The record is from RefSeq and is a predicted model, not a curated record. Bases 1 to 579 code for a protein of 192 amino acids. Lineage: Eukaryota; Fungi; Ascomycota; Saccharomycetes; Saccharomycetales; Saccharomycetaceae. The transcript has a single exon.
AUGACUGUUGAUAACUACUUAAAGGCAAUCGCCACUCGUCGUACUACUUAUGCCUUGAAACCAGAAUUGCCUGCUGGUGUUUCUAUCAAUGAUAUUCAACGCGCGGUUCAAACUAUCAUCAAGGAAACUCCAACCAGUUUCAAUUCACAGGUUAAUCGUGCUAUCAUUUUGACUGGUGAGGCUCACAAAAGCGUUUGGGAUCAUGUCGUUAAGAACAUUCCUGGUGAAGCUGGUAAGAAAAGACCUCAAUCAGCUAGGGAUGAAGCCUAUGGCUCUAUUAUUUUCUUCACCGAUGAUGUGAUUACCGAAAAACUACAAGCGCAGUUCGCUGCCUUCGCAGCUGCAUUCCCACAAUUUGCUGACCACUCUUCUGGUGCUGCUCAGAUACACACAUGGACUGUCUUACACCAGCUGGGAUUAGGUUCUCAUUUGCAACAUUAUAAUGGAUAUGUUAAAGGUGCCCUCCCAAAGGAAAUCCCAGUCACUUGGAGUAUUCAUGCUCAACUAGUAUUCGGUGCUCCAGCCGCUGAGCCUGGCGAGAAAUCUUAUGCCGAAAAUCCUGUCAAGGUUUUUAGCUAA